Molecule: messenger RNA, 1385 nt
Organism: Patella vulgata (common limpet)
Lineage: Eukaryota; Metazoa; Mollusca; Gastropoda; Patellidae
Product: tartrate-resistant acid phosphatase type 5
Exons: 6
Coding region: 332-1342 (336 amino acids)
Molecular function (GO): acid phosphatase activity; ferrous iron binding; ferric iron binding
Source: RefSeq, a predicted model, not a curated record
UAUUUAGUAACCUUUUAAUGUCUUACUUAAAAUAGAAAAACAAAACAAACUAUAAGCCCCCUCCCCCACCUUUUCUUUGGUGGUUGAUUGGAAGUCAAUAGAGUUGGGGGGUUUUUGUCAUUAAUUUUAUCUAUCGUUAUCAUAUCAUUGGGCUAUUGAAGCGCCAUUACUCUUUUGACCUGAUGGUUAAGAUUGAUAAUUAAGGACAAUUUCCAAAAAACAAACACACAAACCCGUCAGAUGAAGUGUAAGCUUAUAAAUAGUAUUUAUUUUUCACGCCAAUUGAAAUUGACUGAAGAAGUGAUUAGAAAGGAGAAAAAAUAUAUUCUAAAUGGAAAGACAUUAUGCCGAAAUUGUCCUUUUAUCAAUAUUCCUCUUGCAAGCCUUAGUAAACGGUAGUUGGGAGACUUCUAAAACAAAUGGCAAAAGUUUGAAGUUUCUUGUAAUGGGUGAUUGGGGAGGAACGUCCAUCGCUCCAUACACAACCCCAGUAGAGCUAGACACAGCUAACCAAAUGGCAAAGAUCUCUAGAGCAAGGAAGCCCAGCUUUGUCUUGGCUUUAGGAGAUAAUUUCUACUAUAACGGUGUAAAGAAUAUCAACGACCCAAGAUUUCAGGAAACGUUUGAAGUAGUUUAUAGAGACGUAUCCUUAUUGAUACCAUGGUAUGUUAUUGCUGGCAAUCAUGACUGGAGAGGAAAUGUCUCGGCACAAAUAGCUUAUACUAAGCUGUCAAAUAGAUGGAAGUUUCCUUACUUCUUCUACCCACUGACAUUUAAAAUUCCCGAAACCUCGGAUACCAUUGAUAUCCUUAUGAUAGAUACUACUCUUUUAUGUGGUCAUGUUAUCGAUGAUUUCCACGGUUACCAACCAGAUGUGCCAAAAGAUGGAACAACUGCUGAAAUUCAGUGGGCAUGGUUAGAAAGACAACUAGCAGAUAGCAAGGCUAGAUAUUUGUUUACUGCUGGACAUUUCCCAAUUUAUUCUAUAGCCGAACACGGUCCAACAAGAUGCCUUGUUAAUAGAUUACUUCCCUUGUUAUCAAGAUAUAAAGCUAAUGGUCAUUUUGCUGGACACGACCAUAGUUUGCAACACCUACGAACUACGCACCACGGGGUCACAUUGGAUUUUAUAGUAUCUGGAACUGCCAACUUUAUAGACUCUAGUACUCGCCACAUGCACUCUGUACCACAGGACUCACUUAAAUUUCACUGGGCUGACACCCGCUCCAAGGGUGGUUUUUGUUUUGCCGAGGCUACACAUGACAAACUUACUUUAACCUUUAUUCGAGCUGAUGGACAUGAAUUGUAUAAAACAAACAUAGCUCCCCGUAGGUUCUCAUAAUGUUUAUUAUGGAAGUACCACUGUAACUAUGUAGAGACAAUAA